AUACAGAACACCCGCACAGAGCCGGAGGACUAAACAAACACGCCAUUUAUUUACCAUUUUUAAAGGAAAGAGCGUUGCAUCUGCUUAUUAUUUUUUGCAAAGGGAAAGUCUUAAGAUUAACAGAUGUUUGAUGUGUGCAGUCAUUCUGCUGUCAUUAGCGCAGAGUGAGUGUGUGCCGGAGGAGAGCAUGAGUGUCUGAUGUGCAUAAGUUGAGUGUGUGUGCGCGUGCUCGCCGGAGGAGGAGAGCAUGAGCCUCUGAUGUGCAUUAGUUGAGUGUGAGUGUGUGUGAGAGCAUGAGUGUGGUGUCUCUGCUGGCCCGGAUCAUGCGCUCUCUGCUGCUGCGGCCCGAGACUCUCCUCCUCCUGCUCCUGCUGUGUGUGUCUCUGGCUCUCUGGAGCUUCUUCUUCUUCCACACGGAGGAGGUGAAGACCAUCGUGCGGUCCAGCCGAGACGUGGUGCACAUGAUGAAGGGCAGGGUGAGGGAGAUGAUGCUGGAUGAGCAGAUGAACGUGAUGAAGGGCAAGGUGAGGGAGAUGAUGCUGGAGGAGCAGAUCUCCUUCUCCAGGACAUGGCAGUUCAGGAGCAGCUCUGCUGCGGUGUACUCGAUCCAGGGCAGGAGAGAUCACAUGGAGGACCGGUUCCUCAUCCUCACAGACACACUCAACUAUAGCCAUCCGGACAUCUUCGGCAUCUUCGACGGGCAUGGGGGAAAGGCAGCUGCAGAGUACGCCAAGUCUCAUCUUCCCGUCAUGUUGCGCCAGCAGCUUCAGAAAGAAAACAGUGCUCGUACUCCUCAGUCCGUCCUCAGGCAGCAGAUACUCAACAUGGACAAAGAGAUGCUGGAGAAACUGUCGGCCUCCUAUGAUGAAGCAGGUACCACGUGUCUGGUGGAUCUGCUGUCUGAGAAGGACUUGACUGUAGCUAAUGUUGGCGAUUCCAGGGCAGUGCUGUGCGAUAAAGACGGUAAUGCCGUCCCACUGUCACAUGACCACAAACCCUACCAGGUCAAAGAGCGAAAGAGAAUCAAGAAAGCUGGUGGCUUCAUCAGUUUUAAUGGCUCCUGGCGUGUGCAAGGUGUUCUUGCCAUGUCCCGUUCACUUGGCGACUAUCCUCUAAAGAAGCUGAAGGUGCUGAUCCCUGACCCUGAUGUGCUGAACUUUGACCUGGACAAACUACAGCCUCAGUUCAUGAUUCUGGCCUCAGAUGGACUCUGGGACGCCUUCAGCAGCGAGGAAGCCGUGCACUUCAUCAAAGAGCGUCUGGAUGAGCCGCACUUCGGUGCAAAGAGCAUCGUCCUGCAGUCCUUCUACCGCGGCUGUCCAGACAACAUCACCGUGAUGGUGGUCAAGUUCAGAAAGAGAGGCUCCAAAGCUGCUGGCCAGUGAAGACGGAUCUGCUCUCACAUGUGAUCAUGGAAUGCAAACCAAUAUCUGAAUGAAUGAGUGACUGGAUGAGCAAUUAUCAUUAUGCAUAACUUAAACGUUAGAUA
This is a messenger RNA of Rhinichthys klamathensis goyatoka, 1489 nucleotides long. RefSeq names its product protein phosphatase, Mg2+/Mn2+ dependent, 1Lb (gene ppm1lb). Gene Ontology annotation, cellular component: nucleus; cytosol. NCBI's taxonomy places the organism in Eukaryota, Metazoa, Chordata, Actinopteri, Cypriniformes, Leuciscidae. Bases 294 to 1385 code for a protein of 363 amino acids. The transcript has 4 exons. The record is from RefSeq and is a predicted model, not a curated record. Gene Ontology annotation, biological process: positive regulation of canonical NF-kappaB signal transduction; protein dephosphorylation; negative regulation of canonical NF-kappaB signal transduction. Gene Ontology annotation, molecular function: protein serine/threonine phosphatase activity; cation binding.